GUGAGGGAGGCGAGAACAUGGCGGAAGCGGUGUGAAGGGUCUGUACGCCAAGCGGGCGCGUCUUCUCGCGGGCGGGCGGCGCUGUGCGCGGGGAAAGGAGAGGCCUGCUGAGGGGUUGCUGCUGCUGCGCGGCGACUGCUGGCUCCGGGGCCCGCGGGUGGCGGCCCCAGCCUCCCCUUGGGCUUUGUCAGGUGGAAGAAUAAUUUCACAGCUAUGGAGAAUGAACCGAGCACAACAACAUGUUCUACAUGCACAACUACUAUCACCACCACAUCCUCCCCUUCCCGUACUCAGCCACCUCAGAUAUCUGUCUAUAGUGGUGCAGAUCGACAUGCUGUGCAGGUUAUUCAGCAGGCCUUGCAUCGUCCGCCAAGCUCAGCAGCGCAGUAUCUUCAGCAGAUGUAUGCAGCUCAGCAGCAGCAUCUCAUGUUACAAACAGCUGCUUUGCAACAACAGCAUUUAAGUAGCACCCAGUUCCAGAGCCUGGCCAGUGUCCCACAGGCAAACCUGUCAGGUGGGAGGCAGUGCGCAUCCCCCAAUGGCAGUGUCACUCAGCAGUCAAGUAUGUCGGAGACAUCGAUUAAUCUUUCUCCUUCUCCUACACCCGCGCAGCUAAUAAGCCGUUCACAGACGUCCAACAGUAGUAGCAGCAGUCUUACCCAACAGACCAUGCUUCUGGGGAGCACCUCUCCUACUCUGACUGCAAGCCAGGCUCAGAUGUACCUCCGAGCCCAAAUGCUGAUUUUUACACCUGCUACCACUGUGGCGGCUGUCCAGUCUGACAUUCCUGUUGUGUCGUCGUCCUCUUCGUUUCCCUGUCAGUCUGCAGCUACUCAGGUCCAGAAUUUGACAUUACGCAGCCAGAAGUUGGGUGUAUUAUCUAGUUCACAGAACGGCUCUCCAAAAAGCAGUAGUCAUGCCCAGACACUAGCUGUGUGCCCUAAUAAACCCGUAACCAGUACCAAAGCCAGCCAGUCAGAUCCUCUAGAAAGCAAACGGAAAGGUGACAGCCCAACAGCAGAGCCUCGAAGCCCAGCCGUCACACGCACAUCCAGUAUUCAUCAGCUCAUGGCACCAGCUUCAUAUUCUGCUAUUCAGCCUCAUUCUCUGUUAAAGCACCAGCAGUCCCCUCUUCACUCACCACCUUCAAAAAUUUCCCACCACCAGCUGAUCUUCCAGCAGCAACAAGUUCAACCAAUCACGCUCCAGCUUCCUCCCAACCAGGAAGCAUCUGUGUCGCAACACUGUGCCCCUCUCCAAGGCCAUGCUCUUCCCCCAGCCCCCAGCAGCGCCUCAUCGCAGCACUGCACACCUGUCCACAUCCAUCCCCCGCCACUUCCCCCUCCACUUUCUCCAACUCCAUCCCAGUCCUCCCAGCAGUCAGUCGUGGUAUCUCCUCCACCACCUCCUUCGCCCAGCCAGUCGCCAACAAUAAUUAUACACCCCCAGACUCUUAUUCAGUCGCAAACACAUCCGCUAGCAUCAUCGGCACUUCAGUCAGAGCAUCACCCAGUGCAGGCCAAUGAUAGGCCAGCAGAAGCAACCUCGCAGCCUUCUAAUCUUCCAGCCCAGCUGCCACCUUCCCCAAUAGUUCACAUUGGGUCACCGGAUCAGCCUGCCUUGGUGUCCGCAGGCCAACAUAUAACAUCUCCAACGCCUCACCAGCAGUAUCCAGCUUUGCAGGCCACGCCAAUCCCAGUGGCAGCCUCUCCUCAGCUGCCAACAUCUCCAGCCCACAGCCAGCCACUUCCUCUCCCGCCCGUUCAGUCUUUACAAGUGCAGCCCGACAUUUUGUCCCAAGGUCAGGUUUUGGUGCAGAACACGUUGGUUUCUGAGGAGGAGCUUCCUGCUGCCGAAGCGUUGGUCCAGCUGCCGUUUCAGACUCUUCCUCCUCCUCAGACGGUUGCAGUGAAUCUUCAAGUGCAACAAGCAGUACCUGUUGAGACCCCGGUGAUUUAUCAAGUGGAAGACAUGUGUGAGGAGGAGAUGCCAGAGGAAUCGGACUGUGUGCGUAUGGUUAGGACCCCCACUCCACCCACCUUGUCACCUCCUGCUAUAACUUUAAGAAACAGAGACGAGCUUGGCUAUGAGGAACCUUUUUCAGAACAAGACGGACAUCCCUCAAUGGCCUCAUCAGUUAGCGCUUCUGUAAUUAAAUCACCAUCAGACCCUUCGCAUGCCUCUGUUCCACAACCACCUCUUUUGCUUCCAGCAAUCCCAACAAGGAGUAACAGCGCAUCAGUGUCUCAUAAGAACCCUAGCAUAGAAAACAAACCUCCACAGGCUAUCGUUAAGCCACAAAUCCUGACCCAUGUUAUUGAGGGCUUUGUGAUCCAAGAGGGGUUAGAGCCAUUUCCUGUAAGUUGCUCCUCUCUUCUAGUUGAGCAGCCUGCAAAAAAGAGGCUGCUGGUGGAGGGCCAGGCGAUGAACGUUAUGUGUGUGGAGCCAGAGCUGCAGAACAAUGCAAAGCACGUAGACAACUCCUCAGACACGGAGUUGGAGGAUAUAAUUACGGAAGAGGGGCUGGAUGAGAUGGAAACGGAUCUCCUCAAGUGCGAGUUUUGUGGGAAAAUGGGAUAUGCAAAUAAGUUUCUGCGGUCAAAGCGAUUCUGCACCAUGUCCUGUGCCAAGAGGUACAACGUCAGCUGCAGUAAGAAAUUUGGAUUAUAUGGCUCAGACAAAAGCAGUCGUUGGAGCCGGAGCCUUGGGCGACGCGGGCGACGGCCAAGCAGCUCUGAUGGAGCUCCCAGGGAACACUUCCUUAGACAGCUUCCAAUUACUUAUCCAUCUGCAGAAGAAGACUUGGCUUCUCAGGAAGACAAUGUACCGGUUGCCAUGACCACUCGCUUGCGAAGGCAAAGUGAAAGGGAAAGAGAGCGCGAACUUAGGGAACUGAGAAUUAGGAAAACAACAGACAACAUGGAUUUGUUACCAGCGAUACAAUCUGAUCCAUCCGGAUGGACUGUGGAAGAUGUUUGGGCCUUCAUACAUUCUUUGCCUGGUUGCCAAGAUAUUGCCGAUGAAUUUCGAGCCCAGGAGAUUGAUGGGCAGGCUCUCCUCUUAUUAAAAGAGGAUCAUCUCAUGAGUGCAAUGAAUAUUAAGCUAGGACCUGCACUGAAAAUCUGUGCACGAAUCAACUCCUUGAAGGAAUCCUAGUGGAAAAUAAGGCUUUAAAUCACAGCUUCCAUCAUAUGACAGACUUGUAAUAAAACAGCAUCUUAACGUUUGAUGUGAUUAUUACUGCUGUGUUUUGCUAAGCAUCCUUUUCCACAUAAAGACUGUUGGAGGAGCAUAUCUCAUGUAAUCUUCCAAACCUUCCAGUAGUUAUCCAGCUUAUCAGGAAGCAUAAGCUGUGUUGGCAAGUUGUUGUAGUCAAAUGCAGGGCAAGGAGAGUCAGUGGAAAGCUCUAUGAGGCUUCUGUAAGAUGUUGCGAGUGAUGCUUAUUCCAAAAAGGUGAUUAUUUAACAUUCAAGAUUUAAGCUUUUUUUAGAAAAUGUAACCUUGAUAUAACCUUGAUUACAGUUUCAAAUUGUGUUUCUAUACACUUUUUCCUUUGUAGAAAGCUUUUUAAGAAUAUGGAUUAACAGAAGAGUCCACAGAGUCUGUGGAAGCACUGAUUAUGGUAAAAUGCUAUGCAUUUAAUUGUGCUCUUUUGAGUUUCAAUUAAUCCUGAGCGUAUAGUUUGAAGGGAACUUGCAACUGACUUCCUCUUCUCUCAUAACCCUACAGCUGCCCCACCACUGUAGUAUUCUCUUUUAAGUGCUGAAGCUUUUCUGUGAACAUGCAAGAUAUUUUGUAAAUGCAGUAUACCUUCCACUGUCAGAACCUUGGUCACUUGAAUUCCAUGUCAGCAUAAGCAUCCCUCUCGUGUACAAACCUAUGAAUGUUUUUGGGGGGGAUGGGGGAAGGGGUGGGGGGGUAUUCUUGAUAAAUGAAGUUGUACAGUUAGGUGUGAUGCACAUAGUGGCAAAACUGCUGAGAGCUGGAACGGCGGUGUGGCACACACUUCCCAGACGGUAGUAAAAAGCACAUACAUGAUGACAAUGAUUAUUUGUAUGCUGCUAUGCACUGAAGAGGGCAUUAUGUUGUUAUUGUUCUGGUUUUUCUUCUUCUUCUUCUUGCUGGUUUAGACCAAAGGAGUUAAUGUACACCUGUUCAAUGGAAAUGUGUUGCCCGUACGCUGGUGUGCAACUCCGAAUUAUUGAAUAAUUCUCAAGGGCAAAUUGGAUCAGCAGACGUUUCUAGACUUCGCUUUCUUUCUAUAGUUCUCUCGCCUCUCCAUUUGCAGGUGUUCUGGUGGACGCUGCUGGGGACGUUGUUCUUCCCUCUCCAUAGGGAAUAAGCACUUUUUGAAAUCACAAUGGUUUUUCUUUGUAACAUUUCCUCGCAGCCCAGUGUUAUCUGCAGCAGUUAUUCAUGUUACAGCAAGGACCCUAAACCAAUGGCACCAAAGUAUUAAGAGUAAGUGUUCAGAAGUUUGUCCUCUAUAUCUGAGUAGGAGUUUGAAUCAUUCUUUGGAAGAUCUUCUACCCCACCAUUAAGUUAGCAUGCUUCAGUGAAAUGGGGCCCAGUUCACUGAGUAUUUCUCCUAAGCCAGACCCACUAACAUGAAUGAGUGUGUCAUAAGACUAAGGGAUCUCUGUUCAUUUUAAUAGAGCUUGUUCAAAAGAAAUGUCUUAUAGAUUGUGAUCAUCAUUUAACUGAAUGUGAAUCUUCCACAAGGGCUUGCGGCCUGGUAAAAAGUUGUUUGUUUUAUUGGGCAUUAACACUGUAUCUGUUAAUUUAAGGGUGGUUUAAUUAGCAAAAUUACUUAAGACUACUGGUUUUAGCCCUACUGGGUUUUUUUAAUCUCAAAUUUAGGAAUGCGUUCCGAAAGUUACUGUAUUAUCGUUAACCUUCAACAAUUAAUCCGUUUAUUAUUAUCAGAAGCUCAAAGUAAGUAAAUUCUUUAUAGUGUUAAGGAGAGCUACCAAACAUUUACAGGUGCCUAUGGUAAAGGUUUGAAAAUUACAAAGUAUUAAUCAUUCUCCAACUCCUCGUAUUUACUGCGCAUAGAUUCUUUUGCAUAUGAAACAUGCAAACAUGUUGUAGGAUGCCAAGUAGUUAAAGCUGCCUCCAAAUCAUAUGGUCUGGUUCUUUACGGAAAUAGUAGUUGUGAACAGCUAACUAAACUGGUUCUUUGCCUAAAUAGUAUUGGUAACUGUAAGUUCAGAAAACUGGUAAAGGUGUUUUUUUGAGAAAGCACAACAGAAGGAUUUCAGAAUUAAGAGCUUUCUGCCACAUUUUGGAGGAUGGACAGACAUUAGUUGUUCAGUCCUACUCACAUGGGAUUUAGGUGGGGAGCAUUUGAGCCAUUUUAGUCUCAUUUACUUCCCAGAGAUUAAGGCUGAAGUAUGAUGCGUACUUAUGUGGGAGUAAGUCCCAUUUUAAUUCUGUGUGACAGUUCUCAGUAAAUGUGUACUGGGCUGUAAAUCAUAUGAAUCAAAAUAUUUCAAUUUAACUGAGUGCUACACAAAGCUUAUUUUGUUUUGUAAAUUGCUAUUCUUAUUAUUUUAUUUUUAUUUUAAGUCUCUUAUUUUAAGCAUCUGGGAACUGGAACAAUGUUACAUCUCCUGUAAUUAUAAAUAGAGCACAAAAUCCAUGGCUGAGUGAUUAUUACAUAAACAUUAUAUAAAUUAUACCAAAUGCUCAGUUACUUUCAUUAGCUGCACUAUGUAUAGGUUCACAGAGAAUGCUGACAAUAAUUAUAGAAUAAUAUAGUAUAUUAAAGUACUGUGGGCCUGAGGAUAAAAAGUAAGAACAGAAGCACAGAUAAUUCUGCCCUGAAUAGAAACAUUUGUUCGAGCUGUCUCCAACAAACCAGUUUGUCCAGCGAGAUGUAUUGCUCAACGAACCAGGCGCUUACCUUAUCCUAAUAUGUCAGCCUAUCAGUUUGAUGGGUUCCUUUCUCUCCCCUCCCACUCAGGCUGUGGCAAUGGUGGCAGACCAAACAGAGCGGCAAAGAAGACUGGUGCUGUGGCAAGCUGCUGUCAUAGCACCACCACCCCUGGCAGUAGCAGCUGAUACAAUUGCCACACUGAACUAAUUGCAAAAGCUAUACAGAGAAGUUUCUGUAUUAUGCAAAAGCAGACUGGUUCUUGUCAAAAGGCAGUGCCUUUUGCUCUCAGCAUUGACCUUGGGACAGUAAAGUUAGACUUUGGGACAGAUAAAGAAAGCACAUCAUCUCCUCCUUGUUCAUCCCCUACAACUCAGCUUGUCUCUUUAUGGCAAUAGCAUUCCUAUCCCUGCCCCCGCCCACCAUAGAAGGCAAUGUUUCACAAGCCAUUCCUGUGUAUGCACUGGAGUUUACCCCUUAAUUUAACCAAGUUUGUAUACCUCUUAAUUAUAAAAGAAACCCCUAAGCAGGUUACAGAAUUAUACACUAAUUAGUUAAUAAAGGUAAGGCUUAAAAUAAUUCUUUUUUUAAAAAAUCAAAUUAUAACUAAGGAGUUAAAAAUAUACGUUAUGAGCUAGAAUUACUGAUUAAAAUACACAUCAACUUUGCAUGUCUAGGUAGGCUUCCUUAAACAGAAAAGUUUUUAGGCUCUGAAAAGAGGCAGUGUAGGCACCUGCCUAAAGGCAAUGGGCAGGAAGUUCCCAGAGUUUGGGAAUUGCCACUCUAAAACACUGAUUCCUAGCAGCAUGAAAAGGAGCAUGAUCAAGUGAGAAACUAAAGUGGUUUUCAUAGCUUGAUAUAAUAGGCUAGUUUGGGCCCUGAGUGGAUGAAUUCGUUUCAGUUUGCCUUUAAGUGUUACUCAUCAUGAUGUGGAUAUAAUUAGUAUUUAUUCUUUAAGAUGGCUAAUUUGUAAGGGGGCAGGUGUGUGUUCUUGAAGACAUUUUAACACUGUAUGGAGCAACAUGGACAUGUAUGGACUACAUGGUAUUGAGCUUCAAUCCUGCCCUCCAGUUAGGAAUAGCACUUGGAUUUCAGAUUCCUUUAGUAGUGCUUGUAGCAUUUAGGGGAUGCCCAGAAAUAAUUGCACAAGGCUUGUUAAAAGUGAUCUUCAGUGCUUGUGUGAAUACAGCAACAAGUGGAAGCACAUUAUUUGCUUGCAGUUAUCAGCACCAUUAUCAGCGUCAGCAUUUCAGGGCUAAUUCUCACUUUACAUUUUGUACUCAAGUACAGCUUCUAAAAGAACAGGAUGUGAAAUGGGAAGUGGUAAUUUGCAUUGGUUGUUUGUUUGAUUGGUUGCAUUGAUAGUUUGGGGACUAUUUACUGAAGCUACAGGCUUAGUAUGGAGUAUUUUAAAUUUUAGUCCUAAGGUAAAUACAAUGUUUUCUUCUCCUUUUAAUAAAAUCCCCUGCCUCUUUGGAUCACAUCCUUGAUUCUAGUCAAGUGAUGGCAUUUAUAGAAGUUAGAAAUCUGAGUCGUACUUGGGCUGUGUCCAGUCACUGUUAGUUGCGAGGUUUAGAAUCUUAUGGGAACUACAAGAAACAGUUUGCUUGAAGGUGUUUGGGGGAUGCAUGUACCAAGUCACACAGAAAGUUGCACUACUAUUCUGGGCAAUCUUAUCAUUUAUAGACUGUGCCACCUGAGUUGGCCACACCUCAGGUCUUCCUCAUAGAUUAGCAAGCAUCUGCACAAGAACAACGCAUAUUUCCCAUGUGGGUUUCAGGCACAGACUGCACAAAAUUAUACUCCUGACACUCCAGAACACUUUUACAUUAGAUGGCUAUUUUCCAUAUACCAAGCUGUAAUAGGAAUAGAAAUGUCAAAUGGCGCCAGAUGUAAUAGUAGUAGUAGCAGCAGCCACCCCUCAUCGCUUGUCACAGUGUUCGACCUUUUUGUAUUGACGUGGGCUAAAAUCCCAUGAUUGUAAACAGCCAUGGAGACUUGACAGUAGACUUCACAAGUGUGCAAUGUAAAUAUGCAUCAGGUAUAUGUGAUGGAGUCAUCUGCAGGAAAA
Messenger RNA from Podarcis muralis (Common wall lizard), 7946 nucleotides. It is a transcript of the gene PHC3, whose product is annotated as polyhomeotic homolog 3. The record is from RefSeq and is a predicted model, not a curated record. Gene Ontology annotation, cellular component: nucleus; PRC1 complex. Gene Ontology annotation, biological process: negative regulation of DNA-templated transcription. Gene Ontology annotation, molecular function: histone binding; zinc ion binding; chromatin binding. NCBI's taxonomy places the organism in Eukaryota, Metazoa, Chordata, Lepidosauria, Squamata, Lacertidae.